Messenger RNA from Lobosporangium transversale, 669 nucleotides. RefSeq names its product TLD-domain-containing protein. The transcript has 4 exons. Gene Ontology annotation, biological process: response to oxidative stress. Lineage: Eukaryota; Fungi; Mortierellomycota; Mortierellomycetes; Mortierellales; Mortierellaceae. Bases 1 to 669 code for a protein of 222 amino acids. The record is from RefSeq and is a predicted model, not a curated record. Gene Ontology annotation, cellular component: nucleus.
AUGAGCGCGCUGCCCCCUCUUUUAUUAUUGGACCGAUAUGAUGAUACAGAUCCAGUGCUUGAACCGGAGAUUGCUCAGCAGAUUCGCAUGCAACUGCCGCGGAAAUUGAGAAACGCGACAAAGUGGAACCUCGUCUACUCAUCGGAUCAGCAUGGAAUCAGUAUGACAACGCUUUUCCACCGCUGUCGUGGCAAGGGUCCUAUGGUUAUGGCUAUCAAGGAUAGCACAGGUUGUGUCUUUGGUGCGUUCAUCACCGAGGAAUUAAAGCCAAAUCUGUCAUACUAUGGAACUGGGGAGUGGUAUGUAGACUUGAAACGGAAGCAAAAAGUGGUUCAAUUCUGGAAAUGGACAGGAAAGAACGAUUAUAUGGUGUUGUCCGAGCCUGGAUUUAUUGGUCUAGGCGGUGGUGAUGGCAAGUUUGGACUUUGGUUACAUUCUGACUUAGAGAUGGGGCAUUCAGCAAAGUGCGCGACAUUUGAUAACGAGCCUCUCGCUGCUGCCUGCCGACAUCCUAUCAUCAUUGGCCCUAAUGGCGAACAGCAGCGUGCACCGACGCUGAUCAAGCCGUCAGUAGCAGCUGAUAGACCAUAUAGUCGAAGCAGCAGCCCCAAGAAUGACAAGGAAGAGUUUUAUUGCCAAACCGUUGAGAUUUGGGCCAUGGCUUUGUAA